AUGCUAGCGUAUUCUCAAAGAGAUAGAUGGUCUUUUGAUAGCGAACACUUAGGUUCUAGCAGACGGAAACUUAGUGGUAGUAGCAGUAGCAGCAGAUUCUCCUUCUCCCAAUCCCUUGUAAAUCAGCAGAUAUGUGGAGCAAAGUUUGAGAAGUCUUCUGUUGCCAACUUCGAGCGCCAAAUCGCUGCUGUUCUUGCAUGUGGCCAUGUUUACCACGCAGAGUGCUUAGAGACCAUGACUACAGAGAUAGAGAAGUACGAUCUUGCUUGUCACGUAUGCACUAUUGAGGAGAAACAGAAGACAGAAGGAAAGGCUCUAAAGAUGGAACCUAGUUUCAGUAGCAAAGGCCCGUCUAAGUCAUUCUUGAAAUGGCGUUUGGCUUCGAUCAGUUCCAAGUUGAGUAAACUCUCGUCCAAAGACUCUGCAUUAAAGAAAGGGUUUUGGUCUAGACACCGUUCUUCAUCAAACAUAGAGGGACUUAACCACACAUCUCAGCUUUGUAGAAAGAAAAAAAUAGAUAUGGUUGGAGCUUCAUCUUUAGUCUUUAGAGCAGCUGUCUUUAAAGUUCUGUAA
Molecule: messenger RNA, 573 nt
Organism: Brassica napus (rape)
Lineage: Eukaryota; Viridiplantae; Streptophyta; Magnoliopsida; Brassicales; Brassicaceae
Exons: 3
Coding region: 1-573 (190 amino acids)
Source: RefSeq, a predicted model, not a curated record